AUGCUGCGCUGCUGCCGGGCGGCCGCGGCCAUCGCUGCCGGCUGCGCCCCGGGCUCCCCGCGCGGCCUCGCCAUGGCCAAGAGCAAGUUCGAGUAUGUGCGGGACUUCGAGGCGGACGACACGGUCCUGCCCAACUGCUGGAUCGUGGUGCGGCUGGACGGCCGCAACUUCCACAGGUUUUCUGAGCAGCAUGAAUUCAAAAAGCCAAAUGAUGACCGUGCUCUGCACCUGAUGACCAAGUGUGCCCAGACAGUGAUGCAAGAACUGGAGGAUAUUGCUAUUGCUUAUGGACAGAGUGAUGAAUAUAGUUUUGUUUUCAAAAAGAAGAGCAGGUGGUUUAAAAGAAGAGCAAGUAAGUUCAUGACUCAUGUGGUCUCCCAGUUUUCCUCAAGUUACGUGUUCUAUUGGAAGGAUUACUUCAAGGACCAGCAGCUUCUGUACCCACCAGGAUUUGAUGGACGAAUUGUGUUGUAUCCCAGCAACCAGAAUUUGAAGGACUACCUCAGCUGGAGACAAGCAGAUUGCCAUAUCAAUAACCUUUAUAAUACAGUGUUCUGGAUGCUUGUGCAGCGAGGGGGUUUGACACCAGUGCAAGCACAGGAGAGGCUCCGGGGAACUUUGGCUGGAGAUAAGAAUGAAAUCUUAUUUUCUGAAUUCAACAUCAACUACAACAAUGAACCUUUGAUGUAUAGAAAAGGAACUGUCCUAAUAUGGCAGAAGAUUAAUGAAGUCAUCACUAAGAAAAUUAAAAUGCCAAAGGAAGAAGAAGAAAAAGAAGUGGAAGUGACGCGGACUAAGACUAAAGUUGUUCCCCUGCACUGUGACAUCAUUGGGGACCAGUUCUGGGAGGAAUAUCCUGAGAUUCUGGCUGAGGAUAGUUGAUAUCUCUGAUGAGCAUAACUGGUAGCUCACAUUCAGCUCUGCUUGGGUUGUUGGCAAGUGAGGAAUACGAAUGGUGGCUGGCAGAGUUUGACCUGGGACCCUUUUCAGCAACUACAAUGGGUUUGGCACUGGUGCUGCCUAAAAAGAAGACACUGGUGCUGUCUGACAUACAAGGAUACACCUAUAAGGAAUGCUGAAAUCAUACUGUAUUUUGAAUGUUAAGAACUCAUCAUGAAUUAAGACUUUUCCUGCCUUGUACAUGUGUAUUUGUAAAAAAAGUAUGUAGAAAUUUCCUGUGUUUCUAUAGCAUUUAAUCAAUGAGGUAUUUUACUGUACUGCUGAACUAUAAAAAAGCCCGAAUAUUUGAACAGAAAAUUAUUGGUUUGAUUUUUGUUUUCAGCUGAGAUGGACCAGAAUACUUCAUUUGGGAUUUAGUAUUAAAUUUCAAGGCUGGUGUGUUUAGUCAGAUGAGUGACACACAGUUCUCCUGCCUGAUGUCUGAUUCGUACUGAAAUGCAAUGGAGUAGCCCAGCAGUUUUCUAUGCUUGAUUUUAAAAGUAUUGACAAAAUGUACAGGAUUUUUAUACUUGUAAAAAAUAUAAAUAAUAGUACCUUCCCUGCUGUUUUUAUUAUGUGGCCUUUCUCAUUCCUGGGACUUGAACUAGUAAGUGGUGACAGUUCCAAGCAGUGAAGUUAAUAAUAAAGGUAUUGCACAGGCUGAAAUUCUGUUAGGACAUGGAUAGGUAUCUUUCCUCAUAUUCCAUGGUCUGGGAAUUCACCUGUCUCCUAUUGUGCACAACACAGCAUAUUUUAAAAAAAUACAGCACAACAUAGCAAAAUAUUCCAGGUGCCUGCAAGGAGGGAGUCAACAACAAUUUCUGCUGCUGCUUUCUGAUCUCCCUGGGCAUGACACAGACAGCAGUGCUGCCAAUCCAUGUUUGUUAGAGGGAAGGCAGGAGUGCGUGUUGCCUGCUCCAUGCACAGUUCUGUUCUGGUUUAACUGUCACUAAAACACCUUUGUCAAAAUUGACCUCUCAGAGCAGAAAUAUUUCUGCUAAUGGAUAGGGGUUUGUCCCAGUGUAACUGGACUUUGAGGGAAAUAACCUAUUUCAAUGUAGAAAUAUAGUUAUAAUGAUAGGUGUUUAUAUGGCUGUUACUGCUUCUAACCAAGCUGGUUGCAAAAACAUCCAGAACAGUAACUGGGCCAGUUGUUGCUAACAAAGACAUGGUCAGCAGUUGGGACUGGCCAUAAAAAAUAGAAAGAAAGGAUCAAGUGUGUACUGUCACAGUACUGAGUUAGAUUCCUGUGAAUUCUCUUAUCAGUCUACUCUGUUUCCCCUUCCUGUAGAAUUUACACAUUUAAGGCAAUGUGGUUUUGGUGUUUUUUUUUUCAAAAAGAAACCUGACCAGGUGCCAGUAAAAUUCAAUUUUGUGAGUUCUUCCUGAGAUUAGGCAAUAAUUCUGUGAGUUUAUAAUAGCACAGAACUUCCCCCCUACUUCUCUGUACUGAUUAAGUACAUGCAAUGAGGGAAUGUAUUUUGUUUUUAGUUUGUAGGAUCGACUGCAUGGUUCCUGGGAAGAGGAUGUGGCUUGAUGGUAAAAUAAUGAUUCAGAAUGAAUCAUUGCACCAGUUAUUUGCUCCUAAGAGCUUCGUUGGUUUUUUAUCUUCUAACAUAAAUGCAAUUUACUUGACUUUGAAAUUCCAUGUUACUGCUUGACGCCUGACUUCGGACAUUAUGUACAAAGCAGCUGUUCCAGAACUGGUAACAGCUGGAUUUAUUCAGCCUGGUAACAAAUGAAAGAUUAAAAAAUAAUUUGGCAGCCAUGAUUUAUGUUUGGAAAGCAUAACAUAGUUUUUUUUUAUUUUAUAUGUUAUGGCUGCCUGAUACAUCCUGUAGUAUCUUUAUGUAUGUAAAUAGUGUGUGUAUAUAAAAAACAGGUCUGUGUUAGGUCAUAGUGUUUUCUAAUUAACUCAUUCUUACAAUAAUAUGUAACAAGUCAACAUAGUUGUUCACAUAUGGAUGCAUAUGUCUUUGGAAUCAAGACCAGGAUUAUCUGUACAACCAUGGCCUUUAAUUUGUAUUAAGAUAAAUACUGGAGAAAGAAACCCCCUGUUGUAUCCUCAUGUGUAAGAUGUGCAUUUAUAUAACUGUGCAGCUGUAUGGGAAAAUAACUAUUUCCAAGGUUCAAGCAGCAGCCUGGUGUUGGUGGCACACACAACUCAUGGGUAUUUCUGUAGCUGCAGGAGUCCUGUACUGUGACCCAGUGAAGAAAGAGGUGUUUUUCUGAAGUUGGUGAACAGCCUGUGGCUCAUGUAUUGCCGUAACAAGAAGCAUUAAAGGUACGGGAACUUGUUAUGAAACAUUAAUGGAGAUGGUGAAUCAUUAUAGUAAAACCUAUUAAAAAGCA
Messenger RNA from Melospiza melodia melodia, 3291 nucleotides. RefSeq names its product tRNA-histidine guanylyltransferase 1 like (gene THG1L). Lineage: Eukaryota; Metazoa; Chordata; Aves; Passeriformes; Passerellidae. Gene Ontology annotation, biological process: tRNA modification. The transcript has 6 exons. Gene Ontology annotation, molecular function: tRNA guanylyltransferase activity; magnesium ion binding. Bases 1 to 882 code for a protein of 293 amino acids. The record is from RefSeq and is a predicted model, not a curated record.